UCCACCUCACACACACACACACACACACACACACACACACUCUCUGGAGCUGCCCGCAGCGGAGAUGCAGAUGGAGAUGGAGACGGGGCUGUCGGCGGGAUGCCCGGUGUUCUUCGGCAGGGGGCCGGAGGGGUCGGAGGAGGACGAGCACGUCCGGGCCCCCGGCGGGCCCCACCAGGCGGGCCCCUGCCUGGCCUGGGCCUGCAAGGCCUGCAAGCGGCGGGCGGGGCCGGGGGACCGCAGGCGGGCGGCCACGGUGCGCGAGCGGCGGCGGCUGAAGAAGGUGAACCGCGCCUUCGACACGCUGCGCCGCUGCAGCUCCGCCAACCCCGGCCAGCGGCUGCCCAAGGUGGAGGUCCUGCUCAACGCCAUCCACUACAUCCACCGCCUGCAGGGCCUGCUGCGGGGCCGGGCCCCGGGGCCCUGCGCCGCCCCGCCCGGGGAGAGCGGCUCCGAGCCCUGCAGCCCCACCUCCGACUGCUCCGACGGCACGAACAGCCCGGUUUGGUGUCACAUGAGCCAAGGUACCGUGUACCAGCAGGACAUGCAGGCCGUGAGCUCCAUGGACAGGGGCCCCCCCGUCUCCAGCCUGGCCUUCCUCAGCAGCAUCGUGAACCGCCUGUCACCCUCCCCCGCUGGCCCGGCGGACCCCACAGACUCCGCUACGCUCUCUCCCAGCAGCUCUGACUCUCAGCCCGCCACUCCUCCGGCCCUGUACCCCAGGCCUGUGUACCACAUGCUGUGAACCGAACAACCCCCGACGGACCCUCCAACAUCAACCUGCAAAGCAUUAUGGGACGCUUUUACAAACACAGGCUAAGCCUCGUCCUAGACUCAAUUCAGUUUUGAAAGGAGAUUCUCCAUAUUCUCAACUUAUUCCGGGACUAAACCUAUUUUUUUUAACAAGAGCAAGUGGUCAAUUUCUGUAAAUAUGCUUGGCAU
Conger conger (European conger) is the source of this 942-nucleotide messenger RNA. Its product is annotated as myogenic factor 5-like. Bases 65 to 745 code for a protein of 226 amino acids. NCBI's taxonomy places the organism in Eukaryota, Metazoa, Chordata, Actinopteri, Anguilliformes, Congridae. The record is from RefSeq and is a predicted model, not a curated record. Gene Ontology annotation, biological process: muscle organ development; positive regulation of myoblast differentiation; regulation of transcription by RNA polymerase II. Gene Ontology annotation, molecular function: DNA-binding transcription factor activity, RNA polymerase II-specific; RNA polymerase II cis-regulatory region sequence-specific DNA binding; protein dimerization activity. The transcript is spliced from 3 exons.